Funneliformis caledonium is the source of this 567-nucleotide messenger RNA. The record is from the annotation of a GenBank genome assembly. NCBI's taxonomy places the organism in Eukaryota, Fungi, Glomeromycota, Glomeromycetes, Glomerales, Glomeraceae.
UGGUGGGAAUGGAGUUCAACUUUUGUAGAAGAAAAGGGGAAUCCUGAGAAGACUACAAUAAUAUUCACAAAUGAGUAUAUGGAAACGCGUCUUAGUGGGAUUGCCGAGGGCGGUAAACCAAACGGAUCUCUCAAAUUACAUGGUGAUGACCUUGCAGCUGUAGUAGCUAAAGUUAAACCGAAUAAAUCGAACAAGAAGAUCGUCUUGGUUGGCUGGUCUUAUGGUUUCGAUGGUUUCUCAACUAUAGUUGACGCAUAUACAAAAUUUACUGACUAUCGCUCCGCUAAACCUCUUUCUGAUGAACUCUCAUCUUUUAUGCUCGGCCAAACUGUUCUCGUUUCUAACGAAUAUCGCAAAAAUAGUGUAAUUGAUUUAAGUAAUUUCUUUAGUAAACCUAAACAUUCCAACCUUAAAGCACAAGAUCGUAUUAUACCGUUGAACGAUAGUUGUUACGCAAGUCUCUCUAAAUAUAGAGGAAAAAUUGUUUACGAUUGUAGACACUCCACGGCGUGGGAAGUUGCAAAGACGUUUAAUUGGGACAUCUCGAAAUUCGUGUCCAAAGAAUAG